Molecule: messenger RNA, 904 nt
Organism: Euleptes europaea (tarantolino)
Lineage: Eukaryota; Metazoa; Chordata; Lepidosauria; Squamata; Sphaerodactylidae
Gene: NIT2
Product: nitrilase family member 2
Exons: 11
Coding region: 1-852 (283 amino acids)
Biological process (GO): oxaloacetate metabolic process; L-glutamine metabolic process
Cellular component (GO): mitochondrion
Molecular function (GO): omega-amidase activity
Source: RefSeq, a predicted model, not a curated record
AUGCAGCUGCUGAAGGGAGUCAUGGCCAACUUCCGGAUAGCACUUAUCCAACUUCAAGUAUCCGCUGCCAAAACAGAAAACCUGGACCGGGCCACUGGGUUUGUAAAGACUGCAGCUGCACAAGGAGCAAAACUUGUAGUUCUGCCAGAAUGUUUCAAUUCUCCCUAUGGCACACAAUAUUUUCCAGAGUAUGCAGAGAAAAUCCCUGGUGAGUCCACACAGAAGCUGUCUGAAAUUGCAAAGGAAUGCAAUUUAUACUUGAUUGGAGGUUCCAUUCCAGAAGAGGAUGCUGGGAAGUUGUACAACACAUGUACUGUUUUUGGUCCUGAUGGUGCCUUGUUAGCAAAGCACAGAAAGAUUCAUUUGUUUGACAUUAAUGUUCCUGGGAAAAUCCGGUUCCAAGAGUCAGAAACUCUGAGUCCUGGCAAUAGUUUCUCUGUAUUCGACACUCCAUACUGCAAGAUAGGACUUGGGAUCUGCUAUGACAUCCGCUUUGCUGAGCUUGCUCAAAUCUACGCACAGAAAGGUUGCCAGCUCUUGGUGUAUCCUGGGGCUUUCAAUUUGACAACAGGUCCUGCCCACUGGGAGCUGCUGCAGAGAGGACGGGCUGUUGAUAACCAGGUCUAUGUGGCAACUGUGUCUCCUGCUAGGGAUGAGAAGGCGUCUUAUGUAGCCUGGGGACACAGCACUGUAGUAAAUCCAUGGGGGGAAGUCAUAGCCAAGGCUGGCACUGAGGAAUCAGUUAUGUAUGCAGAUAUAGACCUAAAGAAGCUUGCAGAAGUUCGGCAACAAAUCCCCAUUUUGUCCCAGAAGCGUUCUGACCUUUACACUGUUCAAGCAAAGACUGAAUGAUGUAUGUAGUGACUUGGAUCCGGACACAUCCUGCCUUUUCCUAUGUUCUGUG